ACGCUCAUUACAACAUGUCACCCAUUUUGGUGUUGCAUUGUAUCGCUAUAUUUGGUACAACUUUGGUUUCUGCUUUUGUUGUGAAGUGGCUUCCAAACUCAAGCUUCAAGUUACCAAAAAACUUUAAAGACGGGAAACUUCCCUGCUCUAAGCAAACCGUCGUGUUUCCACAAACGAUUGUUGGUUCAAUCAAAAUUGCAUCCGGCACCGAAGUCGGCGGAUUCAUUUUACCAGAAGAAGGAGAAUUGAUUCUAGAUGGCUCGUUAACCUUGGGAAGCAACUCUGCUGACACCAAUUGUACUGAAGGGAAUUCUUAUUACCUGGACGUGAGUUACUCUUUAUGGAGACAAGCUGAUGUUUGGAGCUCACCAAAAUUCAACCAGGCCACUCCUGACUCCGACAGGAUUCCAUGCUACAACGAUGAAGUUGAAUUCCCAACCGAUGCGAAGUAUACAGUGGAGCUGCCUACAAGGCCUCAGUAUGUAAAAGCUCUCAGAAUCGGAAACAAAAGUUACACCAGUGACGAACUAGUGCUACGUAUUAAUGCGCAAUCAGAUGAACAACAACAAUUCGUUUUUAACAAGUUUAUGAGUACCGGUAUUAGAAUUAAACAACACAUGUCUUGUUCCCAAUUCGGUUGCCCCUGCCAAAUGGUUCCUCUGAAAAUUGACUGUUCAACAAAGUUUUGUCCGAAACCAUCCUGUGUGAGUCCUGUCAAGCCUUAUGGAUUUUGUUGUGAUAUUUGUGGCGGUUACGUUGUUUUUAAUCCAGAUCAAGGUUUUGAUUUGAAAGCUUUUAAUGACCUUGUCGAUAAUACUGUGCAGGCUUAUGAUAAAAAUUCAGUGGAAUAUUAUAUAGGGUUUACUCCGGAAAUUCCGCUAAGCAGGAUCCAACUCGUAAUAGUCGAUAAAGGUGUUUACGAAGGCUCUAGUGCGGAAAUCAUCAAUUCUAUUAGCUAUGCAAUCCACGCCCAUUGGGUCAGGGGGCAAAAGGUUGCCGAGAUAAGCGGCAGCCCUUUAGACAAAUCGGGUUUGGGCGGCAAAAUCUUUGUAUCCAUGUUUUUCGCAGUGGUUUUGAGUUUAGGGGCGUUGUACGUGUACUAUUAUAAGAUUCCGGAUCUUAGAUUUCCAAUUUUCUCUCCGAAUGGCAUGGAAAAUAUAUUGUCGAGGUAUCAAAGGCGGUCAGAUAGUAUCGUGAGCCUAACCAGAAGAGACUCAGUUAUCAGUGGAACCUCUCGGGGCAGUACUGCGUUUAGAAACCCUCUGUAUAGUUCUAAAAGAGGGCGUGUGGAGGUGGUGGAGUCUGUGGUCGAGGACUAAUUGGUUUUUUAUUACACAUAUUAUGAAAUUAAAAUUAAAAUUGUAUGAGAAAAAUAUUUAGUAACCAUUUUAAAUAACAGCCACACUUUUGUAAAUUGUCUCCUUCAUUUUUUGAUGAAAACCUAUUAAUGUUAUCAAUAAAUAAAUGACAAAAGAGACAUGAGUUUCAUUUGACCAUAUUAAAAUGUCCUAUCCACAAACCUCCUACAACUUUGUGCUUACAAACCUAGCAAUCAAACAUAAACUGUGAUAAUAAUUACCUACGUAAAAUGUAUGAUAAAACUUCUAAUUACAAGUAAUGAUCCGUCUGUAAUCAGGAGACCGCCCGCGCUGCUCGGCGGGGCGUUGCCGCUGCCGCGCGUACCUAGUACUACGCUAUGCAUGAUUUAUGUCGCUAACUGAAGCGCUUCUUGUAGUCUCAAGUAUUUUCGGAUGGCUUUAUUUGGUGAGUUGAAGAGUAGUGGGAUGCUUAAGCCUAUCGUUGAAAAUGUUAGAAACUAUUAGGUGGUCCGUUUAGAUCAUUUAUUGUAUGU
Molecule: messenger RNA, 1852 nt
Organism: Trichoplusia ni (cabbage looper)
Lineage: Eukaryota; Metazoa; Arthropoda; Insecta; Lepidoptera; Noctuidae
Gene: Amnionless
Product: protein amnionless
Exons: 1
Coding region: 15-1319 (434 amino acids)
Biological process (GO): receptor-mediated endocytosis; intracellular protein localization
Cellular component (GO): apical plasma membrane; endocytic vesicle
Source: RefSeq, a predicted model, not a curated record